Messenger RNA from Fusarium proliferatum ET1, 1239 nucleotides. RefSeq lists its product as uncharacterized. The transcript has a single exon. Lineage: Eukaryota; Fungi; Ascomycota; Sordariomycetes; Hypocreales; Nectriaceae. Bases 1 to 1239 code for a protein of 412 amino acids. The record is from RefSeq and is a predicted model, not a curated record.
AUGUGGCCCUACGUCAACCAGGAGGACUUAUCACGUCCUAAGCUUAUGCUCUUGCUGCUGAAUGCUAGAGGCCGUCAUCCGCCUCCGGCCUUUGCGGCGGCUGAUAACGACGCAAUGCAUCUAGGCAAAGUGACAAAGUCACUAGUUCCUAUCUUCCUUAACCUUCACACGAUGGUAUUGCAUGGUGCCACCACGCCUGAGGAAUAUGGAAAGCUUCUUGAUUGGGAUUCGCACCCAGAUGCCUUUGACUGGAUGCACACACGCAAACAAUUUCUCCCUGGGGAGGGCCUCCUUAUUCUCGAGGCACAGGCUCGGUUGAUGCCCUUCCUCAUUAAACUUCGUCAUGAAGUCCUCCGCGACAUCUCCGCCGAAGACAUCGCCAAUAGCGCGUAUAGCAUCCAGCCUGAGCCAUUUCUGAAGACGGACAGCGACGCUUCCAGCUUCGUAUCAUUGGCAGCAAUGGCUGCGGAAGCGCCUUACAGGCUACCGGCAAGACUUGAUCUUGAACGACUCACGUCUCUUCUCCAAGCCCAGAUUCCAGCAGCAGAAGAUCACGUGUGGGCACUUCGUGAGGAUCCUGCCUAUUUUGCUGACCAUUUCUGCGAGAUCAAAGAUCACCGACAAGAAAUGUUGCCUGAUAACAGGGGACUUCCACAUCCUGCAACCCACAGGCUGCGGGAGAAUAGUCUCUGGGCCCGGGUAACCUUUGGUAUGCUUUCAGAUGCUUAUGCGAAUCUGGAGUCCCUCACUGAGCUUCAUCGGCAAGUCAAAAACCUGAGCAUGCUACAGCAGAAGCUUCACAAGGAAAUACUACCCAACAAGGACUUACCGAAGGAGUACUUUGUUUCACUACUCCGCUUCAAGUACUUCUUGGAGCAAACGGCAAAGGGGCCCUUGAACAAGCUUAAAGUAGCUGUUCCAGCAUCUCCACCAAUGCGGAAAUUCUUCGUCCGUGAGCCGCCUGUUGAUUCUGACUCGACAAAGAUAUUCGUAAGGAGUCGCCCGGGAUUCAAAAUGGAAAAAGUAGAACAACAAUUGAUUUGGUUGUUACGAACACUGUGGGAAGAUGAUUAUACCCUCUUUCUCGUUCGCGUGCCCAACGUCGUCGAUGAGUUGGAGCGACUGCUACAGGCGGAGCCUAAGGCGGACGCCCGCAUAUCGGCCCACGUAGCCAAGAUAAUCGGUGACCUAGCCAUUGUCACACAGAGUCUCAAGCAACUCGAGCUCUAUCAGCCAUAG